Molecule: messenger RNA, 1167 nt
Organism: Mytilus trossulus (common blue mussel)
Lineage: Eukaryota; Metazoa; Mollusca; Bivalvia; Mytilida; Mytilidae
Product: methionine aminopeptidase 1D, mitochondrial-like
Exons: 7
Coding region: 406-1110 (234 amino acids)
Biological process (GO): proteolysis
Cellular component (GO): mitochondrion
Molecular function (GO): metalloaminopeptidase activity
Source: RefSeq, a predicted model, not a curated record
AACUGAAAUAUUUAUUUUUAAAGUCUGUUUUAAAAGCACAAAACAUAACAAUCUUAAGGAUUUUUACUUCUUUUUACUUUAUAUGACAAACAUUCAUAAAGAGAUAGUAUACAUGGAAUUGAAGAGAAUAUCAACAAAGGGUCAAAGCAUUAACUGCAAAAAAAGCUCAGUUACAGUGUAUAUAGAAGUCUAAGAACAAAGUUUGAUAUAAGUUCUGCCUAUAAUGUUGCUGUAACCAAAGCCUUAGACAGAAAAUUUUCUUUGGUUUUACCUCAAGAAACAACACCUUUUAGGACAAUACCAGAUCACAUACAGAAGCCGCCAUACGCUGUAACUGGACAUUUGGCUCCAAAACAAAUUGGAGGAGAGGAUGUUGAAGUCAAGAAUAAACAUCAGAUAGUUGGAAUGAGAAAGGCUGGAAAAAUGGCAAGAAAAAUAUUAAACCAGACAGCAGAAUGUUUAAAGAUUGGAAUAACAACAGAUGAAAUAGAUGCAAAAGUACAUCAGCUGUGUAUAGAAAACGAUGUCUACCCAUCGCCAUUAAAUUACAAACAUUUCCCCAAAUCUGUGUGUACCUCUAUCAACAAUGUCGCUUGUCAUGGUAUACCUGACCUUCGACCUCUCACAGAUGGAGAUAUCAUCAAUGUUGAUAUAACAGUCUUUUGUGAUGGUUUUCAUGGUGAUUUAUCAGAAACUUAUUUGAUUGGUAAUGUAGAUGAGAAAGGGAGAAAACUUGUUCAUGCUACAAAACUGGCAAGAGAUGCAGCAAUAUCUGUGUGCAAACCUGGAGUUGAAUACUGUCAAAUUGGUAAAACAAUUAGUUCUGUAGCAGAAGCUCAUGGCUUUUCAGUAGUUCCAGCAUUUAUUGGUCAUGGAAUAGGAGAACGUUUUCAUUGUCCACCAGAUAUAUUUCAUUUUGCUUACGAGUCCCCUGAAGUAAUGAAAGAAGGAGUUACAUUUACAAUAGAGCCUAUUUUAUCAGAAGGUAAUGAUGAGGUAGAGAUAUUAUCUGAUGGUUGGACAGCUGUGAUGUGUGACGGGAGUAGGACGGCUCAGUUUGAACAUACAGUAUUAGUAACAAAAGAUGGAGUAGAAAUACUUACAGAGUAGACAAUUUAUAAUUUGACACAUGACUCUCAAUAGUUAUAAAUAAAAUAAUUUUAAAUA